UCCCGGAGUGCCUUGCGGCUGUAAUGGCUGCCCCCAGCCGGCGCGGGGCUGCGCUUUUUCAAGCGGCGUUAGGGGUCUGGCAGCUGGGCCCUGUCGCCGCCGGGGAGUGGGCGAGCCGGUUCACCUCGUCCUUGGGCUGUCAGCGGAAGUGCGUAUCCUGUGUCGCCGGCGCCGCUUUCUCUGGUCCCCUCCUGGCCUCGGCCUCUAGGCGUUAUGGCCAGAGCUCAGCCCUGGACCGCUUCCUCGGACUCGGUGAGCCCGACAGAUCGUUGACUCCUGGCGUCCGCGCCGUGCCCGUGCACAAAGAUGAGCAGGAUCUCCUCUUGGUUCAUCACCCCGACAUGCCUGAGAACCCCCGGGUCCUACGAGUGGUCCUCCUGGGUGCCCCGAAUGCAGGGAAGUCAACACUCUCCAACCAGCUGCUGGGCCGAAAAGUGUUCCCUGUCUCCAAGAAGGUGCACACCACUCGCUGCCAAGCUCUGGGGGUCAUCACAGAGAAAGAGGCCCAGGUGAUUCUACUUGACACACCUGGCCUCAUCAGCCCCAUUAAACAGAAAAGGCACCAUCUGGAGCUCUCUUUGUUGGAAGAUCCAUGGAAGAGCAUGGAAUCUGCUGAUCUGGUUGUGGUUCUUGUGGAUGUCUCGGACAAGUGGACUCGGAACCAGCUCAGCCCCCAGGUGCUCCAGUGCCUGACCCAGUUCUCCCAAGUGCCCAGCGUCCUUGUCAUGAACAAGGUAGAUUGCCUGAAGCAGAAAUCAGUUCUCCUGGAGCUCACAGCAGCCCUCACUGAAGGUGUGGUUAACGGCAAGAAGCUCAAGAUGAAGCAGGCCUUCCGCUCACAGCCAGGCACUCAUUGCCCCAGCCCAGCAGCUAAGGGCUCAGACACACAGUCUGUGGGAGGCCCUCAGAAGAUUGGCUGGCCCCACUUCCAGGAGAUCUUCAUGUUGUCAGCCCUAAGCCAGGAGGAUGUGAACACACUAAAGCAAUACCUUCUGGCACAGGCCCAGCCAGGGCCCUGGGAGUUCCACAGUGGAGUCCUCACCAGCCAGACGCCUGAGGAGAUCUGCACCAACAUCAUCCGAGAGAAGCUCCUAGAGCACCUGCCCCAGGAGGUGCCCUACAAUGUGCAGCAGAAGACAGUCGUGUGGGAAGAAGGGCCAAGCGGGGAGCUGGUGAUUGUACAGAAGCUUUUGGUGCCCAAAGAAUCUCAUGUGAGGAUCCUGAUUGGUCCGAAGGGGCACCUGAUCUCCCAGAUCGCACAGGAGGUGGGCCGUGACCUCAUGGAUAUCUUCCUCUGCGAUGUUCAGCUCCGCCUCUCUGUGAAGCUCCUCCAGUGACCACCCUUUGCUGCCCCUCCCAAGUCAUCCCAGUCCAAGCUACUGGCAGGAGCCACUGACCAGAACUGCCCCUGCCCGGGGCCUGCACAGACUAGUGAGGAGCAUGGACACUAAUUGGCUGCUGGCUGGCCUGGCCUUGCAGAGUCUGCACAGCCCCGGCCCAGCCAUGUCUCCUGUUGGAGGAAGGAACCUACUUUAGCUCAGUUUCCAGGUGGUUCCUCUGCCUGGGGCCCCAGCUACUUAGGUCUUAGAAGUUGGAUCUUUGGUAGGAGCAGUGCCACAUGGCUUCCAACUGGCCUCGGGCCCAGAGUUUCUCCCUGAGUUGCCAGUUGUUAGAUCUUUUUCCUCUCCCCUCAGUUCUUCCACCUUGAAGCCGCAUAAGGGCCCAUGUGUCCUGGGUGAGAUAGUGCCCCCCACCUGCUCCCCAAGUUUUUGAUCCCUCCCACCCCAUCCCUCUCCCCACUCUCAGAUACUAAUAAAGUUAA
Messenger RNA from Ceratotherium simum simum (southern white rhinoceros), 1822 nucleotides. RefSeq names its product Era like 12S mitochondrial rRNA chaperone 1 (gene ERAL1). Gene Ontology annotation, molecular function: ribosomal small subunit binding; rRNA binding; GTP binding. The record is from RefSeq and is a predicted model, not a curated record. NCBI's taxonomy places the organism in Eukaryota, Metazoa, Chordata, Mammalia, Perissodactyla, Rhinocerotidae. Gene Ontology annotation, cellular component: mitochondrial matrix. Gene Ontology annotation, biological process: ribosomal small subunit assembly.